Molecule: messenger RNA, 774 nt
Organism: Exophiala aquamarina CBS 119918
Lineage: Eukaryota; Fungi; Ascomycota; Eurotiomycetes; Chaetothyriales; Herpotrichiellaceae
Product: microsomal epoxide hydrolase
Exons: 2
Coding region: 1-774 (257 amino acids)
Source: RefSeq, a predicted model, not a curated record
AUGGGGUCACCAUCGAGGCCGAAAGUUCUACUAUUUGACAUUGGAGGUGUCUGUGUAGUAUCUCCAUUCCAAGCGAUCCUCGACUAUGAAAUCGCACGGGGCAUACCGAAAGGCUACAUCAACUUUUCCAUCCGGGAGUUAACACCAAACGGUGCCUGGCACAAACUGGAAAGGGGAGAGAUCCCCAAUGAUGCCAACUACUUUCGAAUGUUCAAGGCUGACCUGGAGCGACCUGACUUGUGGGCCAAGUUUCACAAGGAGAAGCUGAACGUCUCGGACGGCACCAAGAUCCCAUCUGUGCCAGACAUUGACGCGGAAACGCUGUACUGGACCAUGAUGAGCACGUCUCGAACGCCAGAUCCGCACAUGUACCCGGCUCUGAAGCGAUUAAAGGCCGACGGAAGGUACAAGCUGGCCGCGUUAUCCAACACCACCAUUUUCCCCGAAGGACACGAAUUCAAUAAAGUCGGACCCGACGACGUCAAAAGCAUUUUCGAGAUCUUUGUGAGCAGUGCGCACGUCGGGAUGCGGAAACCGAACCGGAAUAUUUAUGAGUACACUUUUAAGCUCAUCCAAGACACUUGGGGUCAUGACAUUCAACCACAAGAUGUCGUGUUCACGGACGACAUUGGGGAGAAUCUAAAGACGGCUAAAAGUGUUGGAUGGAGAACCAUCAAGGUUACGCUGGGAAGAAUAAAGGAUGCGGUCAGGGAACUAGAAAAGGUCACAGGCCUGGAUUUACUGGAGGGAGACGAGAUCAAAGCCAGGUUAUAG